UGGGUGGUGGGGCUGGCAAGCUAGCAGAGGCGGUCUCUUUUUUCCUACAAGGGGCCUCCCUUAUUUGGGGUUUUUCUGUGCUUAAGGUUCUGCCUGGCUUUACCCUCUGCCAGGGCUUCUUGAACAGGAAGCAGCUGAUCCACCUAAACUCAGCAGGUGUCUGCCACAAGGGCAGUGCCAGUUGCAGGAUUUGCCUAACAGGGUCCUCUAAUACACCCAUUAUCACUAGGCUGGUAGAUAGUCUUUUAAGAGACAAAGACCUCUCAUGCCUGGAUCUUGUUCUUGUCCAAUCCAAGGGCAUUUUUGCUUUAUUUCCCCUUUCUGAUGCAUUCCGCCACCCCAUCCCUCUUCCAGGGACCCAAGUGGGAGAAGUGCUGCUAGAAACAGCUUGUUCUCUCCCACCACAAUAGCAGAGCUGGGAAAGUGACAGGAGGAGAGAAUUCCCUCUUCCCCACCCCAUCCCCCAGUCCCCAGCAGACACAUACCUUUCUGGUUUAAGUUCUUAGUGUUGGGAGCAUACCAGGUACAGCUGUCAAAGGAAUUCUUUGUGCCUCUGGGGGGCCCUGGGUGACCCGGAUGGCAACAGCUGAGCUUAACCAGAGUUUCCCUAUGAGUAGCUAACCAACCAUGGUAACAUGGAUGUCACUGCCCUGGAUUAAACCUACCCUGUCCUGGGUAGGGGGACUGUUCACUCUAAAAUUCUAAAAGCUUUUCUGCUUGGAAGCACCCAUGCCAGCUUUCAAAGGGCUAGCUAGGGCUGGUUGGGCUAUUAAUAGUCCCGAGUAUUUUGAGAUAGGACUCCCCACCUUAAAGAGCACAGAGAUUCUUAGAGAGGUGGCAAUAAGCGGAGCAGAGCCAGAUGGACAAGAGAAAGUGCCCGGCUUUGGAAGGAGGCCUGGAGCUUGUAAGGGAUGACCAUGCUGAGUCCUUGAUCAGCAGAUUCUGAGCUGGCAAACAGGUGGGAGUAGCCCCACCCUUUGCUGUUGGAGAACAUGCGAGUGGGGCUAGCUCCCUGACCUCAACAGCUCCCCAGGGGCAGGGCCAGCCAACUGAGCUGUGACUAGUGUCCCUGCGGAGGAAUGGUGUGGGAGGGCCACCAGGGUGACACUUGGAGGCAGGGAUUGAUCCUGGGCAGAAUUGUGGUGAGCUGGGAAGGCCUUGCCCGAGGAGCCAGUGACCCUGACUUGUGUGCAGGUAGCAGAGGCAACAGGCCGUGCCGGGGGGGCAUGCUGCUGUAACCUGUGGCCCAGGGGAUGUUACGGUGGACAGUGCAUCUGGAGGGCGGGCCCCGCAGGGUGAACCAUGCUGCAGUGGCUGUUGGGCACCGGGUAUACUCCUUCGGGGGUUACUGCUCUGGUGAAGACUAUGAGACUCUGCGUCAGAUUGAUGUGCACAUUUUCAAUGCAGUGUCCUUGCGUUGGACAAAGCUGCCCCCAGUGAGGCCCACUGUCCGUGGACAGGCUCCUGUGGUCCCCUACAUGCGGUAUGGACACUCAACCGUCCUCAUCGAUGACACAGUCUUCCUUUGGGGCGGGCGGAAUGACACUGAAGGGGCCUGCAAUGUUCUCUAUGCCUUUGAUAUCAAUACUCACAAGUGGUCCACACCCCGAGUGUCAGGAACAGUUCCUGGGGCCCGGGAUGGACAUUCAGCUUGUGUCCUAGGCAAGACCAUGUACAUUUUCGGGGGCUACGAGCAGCUGGCAGACUGCUUUUCCAAUGACAUUCACAAGCUGGAUACCAGCACCAUGACAUGGACUCUUAUCUGCACGAAGGGCAACCCUGCUCGCUGGAGGGACUUUCACUCAGCCACAAUGCUGGGCAGCCAUAUGUAUGUCUUUGGGGGUCGUGCUGACCGCUUUGGGCCAUUCCAUUCCAACAAUGAGAUUUACUGCAACCGUAUCCGCGUCUUUGACACCAGGACUGAGGCCUGGCUAGACUGUCCACCCACCCCUGUGCUACCUGAGGGGCGCCGGAGCCACUCAGCCUUUGGCUACAAUGGGGAGCUGUACAUCUUCGGUGGCUACAAUGCAAGGCUGAACCGGCACUUCCACGACCUUUGGAAGUUUAACCCUGCGUCCUUUACCUGGAAAAAGAUUGAACCGAAGGGUAAGGGGCCAUGUCCCCGCCGGCGCCAGUGCUGCUGUAUCGUUGGUGACAAGAUUGUCCUCUUUGGGGGUACCAGUCCGUCUCCUGAGGAAGGCCUUGGAGAUGAAUUUGACCUCAUAGAUCAUUCUGACUUACACGUUUUGGACUUUAACACAUCCAACAUGUCAUUUGAAGAGCUCUUGGAAUUGCAGAGCCAAAUGGGGAAUAAGACGUGCAAACAUUUGGUAGCAGGAAACAGCACUAGGAAGCAAGGUUUUAGACCACCUGUCCAAAAUGCGUGUGUUGCAGAUAAGCACAGGCCUCUGGAAAUGUCAGCUAAGGUCCGAGUGCCAUAUUUGCGUCAGGUUGUCCCCAUCAGUAAGAAGGUGUUCCGUGACCCCCGCUUUGAUGAUCUGUCAGGAGAAUAUAAUCCUGAGGUGUUUGACAAAACCUACCAAUUUCUGAAUGACAUCCGAGCCAAAGAGAAAGAGAUUGUGAAAAAGCAAUUGAAGAAGCACCGGUCAGGGGAAGAGCAUGAGAAACUGCAGCAGCUGCUUCAGCGAAUGGAACAACAAGAAGUGGCACAGCAGGAACGAAAGCGGCAGCAAGAGCUGCGCCUGGCCCUGAAGCAGAAGCGGCGGGCUCAGGCCCAGCAGGGCCAUCAGCCAUACUUUCUGAAGAAAUCUGAGCAGCGCCAGUUGGCCCUUGCUGAGAAGUACAAGGAGCUGAAACACAGCAAAAAGCUGGAGAGUUUCUUGAGUCAAAAGAGGCGCCGAAAUGCAAGCAAGGACAGGAAACAUCUCCCUUUGGGCAAAGAGUAAAAGGGAACUGUCCUCAGCUCUGCCACUGCCCCAGUGAGAAAUGGAUUUAUGGGCCUUGGACUUAACUGUUCUCCUGGUUCUUUCCUAUUCAAGGGCAAGGAUCACAGCUGCCCUUGGACUAGUUUGACUCAAAGACUAGAGGGCUGUUGGACUGCCCCUAGGGCUGGGAGAGGAGAGCAGCUCAGCCUCUUUCCAUGCUCCACUGCCUCUGCUUGGAUCUGUUUCAUCAUGUCUGUGUGUCCUUCUCACACCCUUGCCUUAAACCAUUGACUCUCGUACAAAAGAAAAGGGACCAAUGAGUGACCUUGACCCAGUAAAGGCCACAAAAUCUGUUGAAGGCUCCCAGAGCUAGGACUUUAAGCAGGAUCGCCUUCAUAAGCAUUCUUAUGACUCAUCUUUUUAUUCUGCUUUUUUUGUGUGUGUGGAAUUUGUGGGCAACUAAGAACUGCUGUUUAAUGGGCCAUGUGUGGAGUAGGCAACAAAGCCUAAGGCUCCUACAGUGGGAAGCCAGAUCAGAGACCCUUCUACUUAAGUCUGGGCCCUCAAAAGAUGACAUCAUCAUUUCAAGUGUGAACCAGUCCCACAGAGGAAGACUCACCCAUUUCACUUUGGUUAUGGAAGCAAGGGGAGUGUAGGAGGUGGAGACAGACAGCUUCCCCAGUAGUAUGUAACCACAGCUGGCCGUCAUACUGUUUGGGACUAGAAUUGAUAACUUCCAUGUGGCCUGGAAAAUCCUCAAGCUGAUAAUUUAGUUUAAAGUGGUCUCAGGUUGACAGUGCCUCUAGGCACCUGGCAAAAGCAAAUGCAGUUCUCUCUUGAGGACUGUACUUUAAACUCAGUCCUCAAGGAAUUCCUUCAGAUCAAAUUUCAAGAACAUGAGCUUACAACAAAAACAAGGCACACAGGAAAGAAACCACCAUGAACAAGACUCACUGGAACAAUAGUCCACAAAGUCAUAACAGCAAAGACUGGGAUGUUGGAAUUAGUAAAAUGUUAUGUUUACAGAAAAAGUAUGACUAAUAAAAAGAAUAUCAAAAAUGAUCAAACUGGUUUGAAAAAAGUAAAUAAAACUUUUAAAAAUGAAAAA
Messenger RNA from Choloepus didactylus (southern two-toed sloth), 3993 nucleotides. It is a transcript of the gene KLHDC3, whose product is annotated as kelch domain containing 3. Bases 1254 to 2906 code for a protein of 550 amino acids. Gene Ontology annotation, molecular function: chromatin binding; protein binding. The transcript has 14 exons. The record is from RefSeq and is a predicted model, not a curated record. NCBI's taxonomy places the organism in Eukaryota, Metazoa, Chordata, Mammalia, Pilosa, Megalonychidae. Gene Ontology annotation, biological process: maturation of SSU-rRNA from tricistronic rRNA transcript (SSU-rRNA, 5.8S rRNA, LSU-rRNA). Gene Ontology annotation, cellular component: nucleolus; 90S preribosome; cytoplasm.